UGACGUCACACAUUAGCGUGACAAGGAGCUGAUGAGUUAAACUCAAGAGUUUCUCCGGACGAAGCUGGAUGUGGUAACGCUGCUCAAAACCAACAGGGGAGGAUUCAUCGAUCCGCCGCUCGGCUUGUUGAUUCACAAAACAUGGAGCAAUGAAAGUGAAGAAAGGAGAGUGGAGAGUCACUGCACGGAUAUCCAGAUGUUACAACUGCUCAGAUUGAAGCUGGACCCUAAAGAAAAUUACCUCCUCAACCUUUCACCUCAGCGGGGGUAAAAAAAUGCAGUCUUUUGCAUGGAUGAAUGGAGAGGUCAGACAGCAUGGACCGCCUUCACGAUCCCCACAGGGUGCUUGUCAGUUAAGCCACAACACAAUGAGGAAUCCGCAAACUGGGACUGCAAAUGAGUCAAAGCAGUAUACGACAGCAAUAACAGGAGUUCAACCCCCACAAAUUGCGAAAUUCACUCACUAUGGACCUGUCUUUCAAAGACAGCCAUCAAAGUUGCAGACCUCAGCGGUUCCUCAUCAAGCAGAUUAUUUUGUGCAGACAGCUGGAGGGAACAAUUAUCUGCAACACUCAACUACUAAUUUGCAAAGUGGAAACCCUAGUUUGCCGGUCACUUAUGGACUUCAGCAAAAUUUUCAUCAGAAAUCUGCGCAGAUUUCAUUGACCCAGAAUCCACCCACCAUGAUGCUAGCAUACACUGUAUACCCUCAGCAAGACUUUUCGUCAAAUUGGAACCAAUCAGUUGGAGUUCAUGGGGAACAAUCAAUAAGGACACAGAAUGCUAAUAUUGUGUCUGAUCGCCAUCAUUGUUGGGGUCAGAAUAGCUUUUUUCACAACUUAAAUGGAGAGUCAAUUAAACCCGUUUCAGCAAACACGACAACAGCUACCCCGCCUCAACAUGGAGAUGUGGCUCACAAUGGCACAUUUGGGCCUGCUGCUGAACACAAUAGGCCGACUGCUCAUAACCACAUUCACAGACAAAACGGCACUCCGCAUUGCUCUGCUCCACCAAGUUACAAUGAGGCGACCUUUCUGUCUCUCAGAAACAACAGUAAUACAACAAACUCAUCAUCAAGUGAACAGAAUUUACAUGUUUCCAGCACAAGUCCGAUUUUUCAACAAUACUCAACACAUAACAGUGGGGGAGAAGCCACCGCCUCCAUUAACUCAAAUUCAUAUUGCAAGCAGUAUGAAACCAUCCUUUCCUUGUUAAAACAAACUGAUUCUCCCGUAAAUCCUGCUGUUGAUGCACAACAGGAAAUGCUCAGACGCCAAAGGGUUGCAAGAAUUGAGGACUAUCUACGUGAGUCGUCCACUGCUGGCUUAGAUGGUUGUCCUCAAGUGUAUACUAGUUCACAUCAUGGACGAAAGCAGGUUGUCAGCAGGGUCACAACGACGGAGUCUGAUCAAAAUAUUCAACUUGGGACAUCAACUGUCGCUGAAAUAUAUAACGCCAAUGCCUCCCAAACCAUACCACAAGAUUCAAGAUAUUCUUUGCCUAAAACCAAUCACAAUGUUAUGUCAACACAGCAGCACGUAGAUGUGCCACCCCAGCAAAGCUCUGUACCAAAUGGCUUUUAUGUCUCAGCAACAGGAGAUGGAAUUGGAAAUGUAAAUCAGGCAGCAUUUUUUCCUGAAAACAAUGUUGGAUCUUUAAGCGAUGCAUCGCAACUGAUGCCUGAGGGCAUUAUCCCACCGGGAAAUGAAAACCAAACACAUGUAGCAAACCAUUGUGAAAGGCUUGAAAUGCUAUCAGUCAAGGCAAAUGACAGCUCAAUUCACUCGUCUCCUGGUCGCACAAGAGCUGUUGCUGUUGUGCAACCAUUGUCACAGGAAAGCUACCAGGUUGCCAGCAUGCAGACCAGUUCUAACAACAUCAGUCAAUUGUCUGAGGGCCCCACAACAGAUGAAUCUUUGAGUAACCCAGAGAAAUUAUUUAUUCCUCCAAAAAACACGCCAGUUAGGUACCUGAAAGUGGGACCUUAUCUUCUCCCAGGCAACCCAAAACAACUUUUGGCCCAAAAAUAUGCAAUCAGGCAUUCAGCAGCAUCCAAUGAUGCUACUUGUAUGUCAUUGUCCUCUUUAGCUGGGCCUCAAGACUUACCGCAAAAACAGAUAUGUACAGUUGACAUGGGAUCAAAACUGGAUAUUGACACGCAAGUACACCAGCGUGUUGCACCAACUGCUCAACAAUUGGUAACCUCCAAAGCACCAGUGAGUGGAAAUGGUGAGAAGGACAAAACUGAGAUGCCAAUAGAUACAAAGGGGGCUUUAGAGCUUUCCUCAGUCCCAACAACCCCAUGGACCCCAGUCACACUAACUAAGUACAUACAGUAUUCUGAAAAACCUCAGAUGAUGUCAAAAGAUAUUGCAAUGCCUGAUGUUGUUCACAAAUUAUUUAGCAUGUUUUGGGAUGGCGACCCUGAAAACUUGAAAAGUGCGCUUAAGUCAGGCAUGUACAUUCAUUUAAUCACUGAUGUUAAAAAAUUCUGCAAUGAACAUUUAACACCAGAGUCUGUCAUUCUGUCACAAGUAAAGACCUGCUUUAGGAGGCAAAUGAAGAGCUACCAUAUCCUCAAAGAUAAGGAAGUUUAUUCAGAACUGCCCUACCAGUCAUCAUGGUUGAAUGUCAAUGAGCAGCUAGAUGACAUUGACAAAGAGUUUGACUUCCCGCAAAUUUUGAAGCAUCAUAUUUAUAGGCUCAAGAGUGACAUUCAGCCAGAUCAGGUAGAGACAGACGACAGCAUUUCUGCACAAACUGUAAAUGAGGUGUCAAACAAGAUGUCAUCACCAGAGCUUAAACAGCUUGACCCAAGUGAAGAAAAACUAGACUCCUCUGUUGAAGCACCUUCAAAACCAACUUCCUCUCCUAAAAAAACGGAGAGCGCUGAUUCCAGUGACCCGUACUCAUUUAAAAUCCAAGUUUUUUCUCCAGAAAAUGCCAAAGUUAUCUUUGAGCAAGCACAAAGCAAGCUGCCAGAAAGUAUGGACAUGGACUAUCAGCCAGAAAAAGCCUUGGAUAGCUCUGUGGAGGGUAAGCUACCUAAAGUUAUAUAUGCCACAUUGAGUAACCCAAAACUGGAUAACAAGACAUUCUGUCCAAUAGAAGAGGUUUGCUGCAUUGAAAGGUGGAAGGAAACAAUUUGUGGGUCAGACACAUCUUCUUUGACAAAAUGCCAGUGCAAGAUCAAGCAAAGUCAUAAAGAUAUCGCUGCAAAUCCCCUUGACAAUGAAGUGAUGGCAGUACAAGAGAAAGAUGCGUGCAGGUCUGACAGCAAAUUCCAAUCUGCUGCAGAAGAGGAGAAUCAGGCGAAGGGUGGGGAGAGCGACUAUCAGGUUAUGACAUUUCUUUGGCCUGAGAUAGUCAAUGUAUUCAGUCAAGACAUUGACUUUCCUGAAGAUACGGACAAACCUGACUCCCAUUAUGACAAAGACCCAAACAACAUUUACCAGAUAAGCAUGGAUAGUAGCCAGUCAAGCAUCAUACUCAUAAGUGAUGAGGAAGAACAUCUGUCCAGCAUUGAAAGUGAAAUUCUCAACCAAAUGCCAGACUUUGAAAAUGAUUCCGCACAAGCUCAGGUGAAAUUGACAGAAAGAUGCCAGUCAAACGGUUCAGAUGAGAAAGAGACCAAUAAAAUCUCCAGAAAUUACACUGAAAUCCAGUCAGACCCUGAAGUGGAAUGUGUACAGGAUCAGUUGAAAUCAACAGGAAAUAUGAAGUCAUGUACUUCGGUCAGAAGUGACACAAAAACUGAAAAACUCUCCACUAAUGAAAGUGAAGCUACCAGCCGGAUGACAGAACUCAAAGAAAAUUGUGGACAAGCUCAAUUGACAUCUACAAAUGUGGCAGAGUCAUGGGAAACUGAAGAAGAACAAACUCAAAAUAAUGCAACGGGUGCCCAACAGAAAUUUUGGAGUGGUAAACUAAAGAGACUAAGUAGUCCUGAUAGAUUUUUACCAGUCUCGAAGAAAUCAAAGAAAUGCAAAUCCCUUGGUGAUGUGGACUCACAGCCUUUCCUUGAGGGCGCUUCAAAAUGUGGGAAGGUUUUUGUUCAUGCGACUGAUAGCGAACCUUCAGCCUCAAACAUUAGGACUGUAGAACUGGUUCUGUUUGGCUCAACAACACAAGACAAGUGUGUUUUACCUGGCAGUAGAAAUAACUAUAUCUCAUCUCCAGAGGUUGUGUCUGAUGCCGUAGCAAGGCCUCCUAAAGUUCUCACUGUGAAUCUCAGUCCCUUGAAGAAAAAGCCCAUAAGAACUGUGCAAACAUGGGAAUAUUCCGUCAAACGGCUUUACAAAAAAUGGAAGAUUAGUUUACCACCUGCUAAAAUCAGGCACAAAAGGAAACUAAAACCACCAAAGUGUACUUUUGCCCCUUUAUUUGUGAAGCGUCGCAAGAAGGCUGAAAGGUUUUGCCCUACCGACACUGAAGAGCUGCCAGUUUCCUCUGAAAUGAGGGUCUUGAGUGGAAAAACUAAACCCUGCCCGAACCUUCGUUGGAGGAGGUCACUAUCUGAAGAACUCCCAUUCGAAGAGCAGAAAGAGAAACACACCAUUAUGAUCAACAAGCCUGCUGAACAGAAGAGAAAUAAGGCUGAAAAUGGAAGCAAUGCUGUCGUGCCUCUCCAGAACAACGAUGUCCUGAAGUUCAGUGUCUUACCCGUUUCCUUUAACUUCGGAUCCAAUGGGAGAAAGGAAACCAACGCUCCUGUUCCAGGAAAGACUGAUCUUGUUGAAGGAAAGGACAACAGCGACAACAAUACUCUCAGUAGGGCAAGAGGUACAUGGUGGCCAAUUGCUGAGAAGAAGCAUCGAUUUUUUCCCAUCCCAGAGACCUACAGCCUCUUCCAAAAGUUUCAAAAGAAAUACAAGGAGAAGAUGCAGCCAUAUGUGGAUGAAUAAAAUGACAGAUUGGAAGUUUGUUGGCAACAGACAGUUUUGUGGGAAUUUUCUACAUUUAAGAAAUGUGCCUCUUAAGAUUGUUACAGAUUGUUUUUGUGUUUUUGUACUGUACAUUCAAGUAACCAUUGGAAGUUGCCGGUUUUGUAUAUAUUUACUUUCAACAGUCUGUCAAAAAUGUUACUAAUCUAUAGGGGUCACAGGUUCUAAACAGUUGUACGUACAAUUGUCAGUUGUUUACAUGACUGUAAAAGUGUUCAAGUCUUCCACUUCAUAUACAAUUCUUAAUGUCUCACAAUAUUGUGAAAAAUGUAACUUUUUGAAAAUGUUUUUUUCAGCUAUAUAUUUAUAUAUUUUUUUAUAUUUUUCUACGUUAAGAAUAUUUUUCUACAAUAUUUUAAACUUAAUCAAAUAUGUUUUUUUAUAAGAAAAGGUGUCUGGAAUCGAGUUGAGUGCUGACACCAUUAGUUUGAGGUAAACAACUGAAUUCAGCAGCAAGAACCCAGAAAGGUGGACAUUUUGGUGUAUAGUUAUGUCACCAAUUUUAGAGACUGUAUUUAAAGGAGGGCGGUAGCAAUAAGGCCCACAGGAUGGAGCAUUAAGGAUUAAAGGAUGUAUGACUGAGGCUGGUCAGUUACUCUUGAGGCCAACUCAUUUUUGAUCUGCAGUAAAUCUAUUCACAUC
Molecule: messenger RNA, 5585 nt
Organism: Anoplopoma fimbria (sablefish)
Lineage: Eukaryota; Metazoa; Chordata; Actinopteri; Perciformes; Anoplopomatidae
Exons: 4
Coding region: 276-4904 (1542 amino acids)
Source: RefSeq, a predicted model, not a curated record